Messenger RNA from Plasmodium malariae, 3288 nucleotides. RefSeq names its product serine-repeat antigen, putative. NCBI's taxonomy places the organism in Eukaryota, Apicomplexa, Aconoidasida, Haemosporida, Plasmodiidae. Gene Ontology annotation, biological process: proteolysis; regulation of GTPase activity. Gene Ontology annotation, molecular function: cysteine-type peptidase activity. Bases 1 to 3288 code for a protein of 1095 amino acids. The transcript has 4 exons. Gene Ontology annotation, cellular component: cytoplasm. The record is from RefSeq and is a predicted model, not a curated record.
AUGCCGUGCCACGGGGGAACUACUAUGGAACAACCUCCAAAUGUUACGUCCCCAUCAAACAGUAUCGCACAAGAUGUAAGUCAAAAUAAUGGUUCAUCUAGUGUUCAAGGUUCUAGUACAAAUACAAACCCAAAUGGAGCUGGAGAUCCAUCAGUAGUUCCAGGUGCAGGAGUAGGGGGAAGUGGACCUACUGGUGCAAAUGGAGUUGUAGGGGAAAAUCAUAAUGGAAGUUCAGAUGGAACCUCUGGAUCCCCACCGAAUGGUGCUGAACCAUCGGAGGUAUCAGGUAAUGGUCAGGGAAAAAGUGAUCGUUCUAUAGCUGGUGAACAAAGAAAUAAUGAUUCUAGUGAGCCUGUAACUACUUCUAACAAUAGCGAUAUUCAGAUAAAUUCUGCUUUGUUAAAAGAUCAUAAGGGAGUAAAAAUUACUGGACUGUGUAAUGUGGACUUUUUAGUUUUCCUUGUUCCGUAUAUAUAUAUUCAUGUUAAAACGGAUGUUGACCUAAUUUUAUUGAGAACAAAAUCAAAUAAUCAAACAAUCAACGUAGAUUUUAGCACUGAAGAACAAUCAAAAAAUAAAUGUCAUGAUAAAUAUACGUUUAAACUUAUUGUAAAUAUUCAUGAUAAUAUACUCACACUUAAAUGGAAAGUAUAUGACAAAGUAAAUAAUCCACCCAAUACAGAUAAUAAAGUAGACAUAAGGAAGUUCAUGAUACGAAACAUAGAUCAACCUAUUACAUCAAUACAGAUAUUCAAUGUAUUAGAGAAGAAAGAUGUUCACAUUCUCGAGAGCAAAAAUUACCCACUGGGGAAUGUUAUGCCAGACAGGUGCGAUAUAAUGGCUACAAACUGCUUCUUCAGUGGAAUUUCGGACAUCGAAAAAUGCUAUAAAUGUACCCUGCUUACGAAAAAUUUGAGUCCAUCAGAUGAGUGUUUUAAAUAUGCUUCAAAAGAGACGGAUACACAAAAUGAACAAAACGUUCUCACGACAGGAAAUGAUGAAGAAUCUGUACAAUAUAAACUUAUGGAAUCCAUUAAUAACAUAUUGGACCUAAUAUACAAGAUAGAUGUAAACAAUAACAAAGAAUUAGUAAAAAUGGAAGAGAUGGAUAAUACUUUAAAAGGAGAAUUAAUGAAAUAUUGUAAGUUAUUAAAGCAGGAAGAUGUGAGUGGUACGUUGGAAAACCACGAACUAGCGAAUCAUGUAGAAACAUACAGUAACUUAACUAAACUAUUAGAAAAACACAAUGAAGAAAAAAAGUCUUCAUUACUAUAUAAACUAAAAAAUCCAGCGAUAUGUAUGAAAUAUGCUGAAAACUGGAUAACAAAUAAAACUGGAUUAGUAUUACCUAAUCUGUCAUACAAAAAUAAUGAAAAUAAAAUUCAAUUACAGACUACGAAAGUUUCUGAAACUUCUAGUGUUAAUCAGAAUAAUAUAAAAGAUACAUUCAAUGAUGGAAUUGAUGGUAUUAUAGAUUUAGAAGCAGUUGAACAGGAUAAUAAACAGUCUUUCUAUUUUACAGAUAAUAUGUUUUGUAAUGAUGAAUAUUGUGAUAGAUGGAAAGAUAAAAAUACUUGUAUUUCAAAAAUAGAAGCACAAGAUCAGGGAAGUUGUGCAACAUCUUGGAUAUUUGCAUCUAAGUUACAUCUCGAAACUAUUAGAUGUAUGAAGGGUUAUGAACAUGCGAGCAGUUCGGCAUUAUACGUUGCCAAUUGUGCGCAUAAAGAGGCUAAGGAUAAGUGUCAUGUUGGAUCGAACCCAUUAGAAUUUCUUAAAAUUAUCGAUGAAAAUAAGUUCCUACCUUUAGAAGUAAACCUUCCAUACUCAUAUGCAAAAGUUGGUAAUACGUGUCCAAAUCCACAGAAUCACUGGACGAAUUUAUGGGCAAAUGUAGAAUUAUUAGAUUCUAAAGAUGAGCCCAAUUCAUUAGGGGCUAAAGGAUAUACCGCCUAUGAGAGUGAUAAAUUUAGGGGAAACAUGGACACGUUUAUCAAAAAAAUAAAGCAUGAAGUUAUGCACAAAGGAUCUGUAAUUGCUUAUGUAAAGGUAGAAAAUGUAAUGGGGUAUGACCUAAAUGGAAAGAAGGUGCUUAGCCUAUGUGGUGGUAAACAUCCUGACCAUGCAGUUAACAUCACAGGGUAUGGUAACUAUAUAAAUAGCAAAGGAGAGAAAAAAUCUUACUGGAUAGUUAGAAACAGCUGGGGUAAGUACUGGGGGGAUGAAGGAAACUUUAUGGUCGACAUGCAUGGCCCCGAACAAUGUGAACAUAACUUCAUGCACUCUGUUGUAAUGUUCAACAUUGAUAUGCCUUUGACAAAUGUCAAUAAGAAGAAAGAAGCCGAAUUAUAUAAUUACUACUUAAAAACCUCCCCAGAUUUUUAUAGUAAUUUAUAUUUCAACAGUUUGAGCGCAGAAAAGGCUAAUGAUUUAAAUAACAAGAAUGUGAUAACUGCGAACUCUGUCAUUUAUGGUUCAGAUAAUAGUGCUAGUGGAACUCAACCAGGAGUAGGAGUAGCACCAGGAGUAGGAGUAGCACCAGGAGUAGGAGUAGCACCAGGAGUAGGAGUAGCACCAGGAGUAGGAGUAGCACCAGGAGUAGGAGUAGCACCAGGAGUAGGAGUAGCACCAGGAGUAGGAGUAGCGAGUAGCACCAGGAGUAGGAGUAGCACCAGGAGUAGGAGUAGCACCAGGAGUAGGAGUAGCACCAGGAGUAGGAGUAGCACCAGGAGUAGGAGUAGCACCAGGAGUAGGAGUAGCACCAGGAGUAGGAGUAGGAGUAGCACCAGGAGUAGGAGUAGCACCAGGAGUAGGAGUAGCACCAGGAGUAGGAGUAGCACCAGGAGUAGGAGUAGCACCAGGAGUAGGAGUAGCACCAGGAGUAGGAGUAGCACCAGGAGUAGGAGUAGCACCAGGAGUAGGAGUAGCACCAGGAGUAGGAGUGGCACCAGGAGUAGUAGCACCAGGAGUAGGAGUAGCACCAGGAGUAGGAGUGGCACCAGGAGUAGGUGUAGCACCAGGAGUAGGUGUAGCACCAGGAGUAGGAGUAGCACCUGGAAACACGUUAAAAAUGGUAAAGUAAAAGUCGAUAUAGUUAAGUACGACUCGGAUAAUCCUAUUAAUGCUGACCAUGUAUGUUCAAGAGCAAGAUCCUAUCCAAAUUAUGAGAUAAAAGAUGAAUGUGUAACGUUCUGUAAUGAAAACUGGGGAGCAUGUAGUGAACAUAAAUCACCCGGAUAUUGUUUAACACAAAAGAGGAAAACAGAUGACUGCUUUUUCUGUUUUGUAUAA